AAAAAAUUCUGGUCUACAUCCUGGCAAAAGAAUCCUGCUCAUAUGAACAACUUGAAGCCGGGGAGUGAGAACUGACAUGUUGACGGCUGUCCUGUGUUUCGCCCAGUCGGAGCCGAGCUCACCCAGCAGUGGACGGUGACUGCCCGUUGCAGACGAGCAACUUCCACGUCUAUGAAGGGUUUGCGUGAAUGGACCUCGUGCAUGCGAGGUUUCUCUUCACACUUGGUGGUAAACGAAAGCCUGUCGUGACCUUAAUCCCAGUCUUUACCCGCAAGCGUGGCUACGCAACUAAGGCUACAGCGCCAACCAGUGAGUCAUUUCUCCUUUCUCAUCGAGGUCAACAGGAUGAAAGUGCUUGCGGCAAGCUUGGCAGCGACGGUCUCCACAGUCCUCCUACCUACGACUCAAGGAUGGUGGGACAAUGGGCACAUGCUGGUCGGCGAGGUUGCCAAGCAGCUUAUGGACAAGGCCGAUGUCACCACUAUCGAGAGUAUUUUGUCCAGGUGGGAUGAGGACUUUCCCAACACGGGCGAGAUCACCACGACUGCAGUUUGGAUGGACAUUGUCAAGUGCACAGCCGAGAGUUCAACUUGCUUGACUCCGGCCUCGCCUUCCAUCACGAGCAUGAGCGACUGGCACUACAUCAACCUGCCACUCAAUAUCAAUGGGGACAAGUGGGAGGACAAGGACACCGACCUGACGCUGUAUGACGACAUUAUGGGAGGUGACGGCAUCUCGGUGAUCGAGGGCGUCGUGAAGUCGUUCAAGACGACCAAGUCCAAGUGGGCCGCUAAUCUGUUCCUUCGCAACUUCAUCCACAUCUUCGGUGACCUCCACCAGCCGCUGCACACAGUCGCGGGGAUCAGCGAAGCCUUCCCUGAAGGUGACGGCGGCGGUAACAGCGAGACUUUCACGUCGCCUUGUGCGUUCAGCAACCCACACGCAGUCUGGGAUGCCGCUGGUGGCCUGUACAGCCUCAACAAGUGGAGCUUGAGUAUCGAAAGCUUCAGGCCGACACUGGAGAGUAACGCUUCAGAGCUGAUCGCACUGCUCUCGAGCGUCCAGGACAACAUCACCUUCUCGCAGUACGAGAACGUGACGUACAAUGAACUGAACGCGGCUCUGGUUACCAACCAGGUGCUGCGUGAAGUGGCUCUGGAGACGUACAAUUUCGCUAACACCAUCGUGUACUCUAAUCUGGACCUGAAUGCCACGAGCUCUGGAACUUACCCGUGCCCAUCGGCUUUGUAUCUGGCUAUGGCUGGAGAAGUCUCGCAAAAACGAAUCGCGAUCGCCGGUAGUCGGCUUGCUGUUGUUUUGAAGCACUUUGCUGCCCAGCUGCGAGUGCUUGGACUAGCGGACUAAGUCGAUUUAACUCCACGGUCCAGCUCGGCGAGUGCAUACCUAAAUACAAAAUACCACGCUACAUAUUAUCCACUACACGUGGGAUAAGUCCUCUUUAGUACGGAUAGCCAAGUCAUUCGCAAGUGACAGAGUCCUGAAGGUGUCGGCAUUGUUUCACAUGACUUCUCCAGAGAAUACUCCAAUCAGAACCGACAGGGAUUCCCAGGUUUAAUUUAGUUAAUGUCCACGUAUUAAUGCAGUUAACCUUUCGUCAUCCU
Messenger RNA from Phytophthora nicotianae INRA-310, 1622 nucleotides. RefSeq lists its product as hypothetical. The record is from RefSeq and is a predicted model, not a curated record. The coding region runs from base 346 to 1365 and encodes 339 amino acids. Lineage: Eukaryota; Oomycota; Peronosporomycetes; Peronosporales; Peronosporaceae. Gene Ontology annotation, biological process: DNA catabolic process. The transcript has a single exon. Gene Ontology annotation, molecular function: endonuclease activity; nucleic acid binding.